Molecule: messenger RNA, 1984 nt
Organism: Rhopilema esculentum
Lineage: Eukaryota; Metazoa; Cnidaria; Scyphozoa; Rhizostomeae; Rhizostomatidae
Product: G protein-coupled receptor kinase 5
Biological process (GO): signal transduction; regulation of signal transduction; protein phosphorylation
Cellular component (GO): cytoplasm
Molecular function (GO): ATP binding; G protein-coupled receptor kinase activity
Source: RefSeq, a predicted model, not a curated record
CUUCGGCAAAGUAGCAAUGUAUGGGUUUCAUCUUCGAGAUCAAAUUUGAGGAGCAGAGACGGACAUGUAGAGGAAGGGAUGGAAAACAACUCUUUUUGACAGUUUAUUUCGACUAGAUGAAGUAGGAAAGAUUUACGUAAAGGCCUAUGGAUGGAGCUAGAAAAUAUUGUCGCCAAUACAGUCUAUCUCAAGGCAAGGGAAAGUCGUGUCAAAGGAAGAAGCAAAAAAUGGAAGACCAUGCUUCAGCUUCCACACAUCUCUCAGUGCAAAUACUUGCGUAACGAAAUCAACAUAACAUACGACAGGGUAUGCGAAAAAGAACCUAUUGGUCGAGAACUGUUCACAGAGUUUUGUAACAGAGAUCCAAAGCUGAAACUGCUUGUUGCAUUCCUAAGAUCUGUGGAAAAGUUUGAAUCAUGCCCAGAUCCUUCAAGAGACGAAAACAUAAAACAUGUUAUGGAGAAAUAUUGGUAUGAUGAGGAGUCUCACGAGGUCCUCAAGUCAAUUGUUAGUGAAGAUAUUUUAGAAGAUGUGAAAAGUGCCACUUCCAAUGGUCCAAGUAAUACGUUGUUUGAGAAAUGUACCAGUGAGGUCAAAGAUUUUCUCAGAGAAAAGCCUUACAGAGAAUAUUUAGAGAGCAUGUAUUUUAAAAGGUUUUUACAGUGGAAAUGGCUGGAACGGCGACCAGUCACAAAGAGCCUGUUUCGGCACUAUAGAGUUCUCGGAAAAGGAGGCUUUGGAGAGGUUUGCGCGUGUCAAAGCAGAGCAACUGGGCAAAUGUAUGCAAUGAAGAAAUUAGAAAAGAAGCGAAUAAAGAAAAGAAAAGGUGAAGCUAUGGCUCUUAAUGAGAAGCAGUUGCUGGAAAGGAUAGAUUGUUUAUUUGUUGUCAGUCUUGCUUAUGCACAUGAAACAAAAGAUGCCCUCUGCAUGGUGUUGUCCCUCAUGAAUGGAGGGGAUCUGAAAUUCCAUAUUCACAAUCUUGGAAACCCAGGAUUCGACGAAGAUAGAACUCGAUUUUAUGCUGCAGAAAUCUGUAGUGGAAUAAUGUAUUUACAUUCUAUUAGGAUUGUUUACAGGGAUAUGAAACCAGAAAAUAUACUUCUUGAUGAUAAUGGACAUACAAGAAUAUCAGAUCUAGGUUUGGCGGUGUAUAUUCCCCAAGGUGAAAUGGUCAAAGGAAGAGUUGGUACUGUUGGAUAUAUGGCCCCAGAGGUUGUUCGAAACGAAAAGUAUACAUUUUCUCCAGACUGGUGGGGAAUGGGUUGCCUGAUUUACGAGAUGCUUGAGGGCAGGGCCCCUUUUAGAGCACGAAAAGAAAAGGUUAAGAGAGACGAGGUCGAAAGGCGAGUGAAAGAAGACAAAGAAACGUAUUCUUCAAAAUUUACUGAUACAGCUCGAGAUAUUUGCGAGCAAUUCCUCCAAAAGAAUCACACACAAAGAUUAGGUUGUAAAGACAAAGAUCAACAGUCAAUCAAACUUCAUCCAUUUUUCAAGCACAUUGAUUGGGCUAGCCUCGAAUCUGGCGAAACAGAGCCUCCAUUUAAACCUGACCCACGUGCAGUUUACUGCAAAGAUGUCUUGGAUAUCGAGCAAUUUUCAACCGUUAAGGGUGUGCAGAUAGAUGAAAGCGAUGAAGAAUUUUAUAAAAAGUUUGCCACUGGUUCUGUUGCUAUUCCAUGGCAAAAAGAGAUGAUAGAAACAGAAGUUUUUCAAGAAAUUAACGUUUUUGGGCCACACGACACACCAACCCCUGACUUGAUUGGGGAUGCUCCUCCCGAGGUCCCGGAAAAGAGCAGUUGCUCUUGCUGUCAAUUUUUAUGCAAAAAGAAGAAAAAGCAACGCAAAUACGCACUGGAAUCUGAACCCUCAACGAGUAGUGGUUAAAUCCGUUUAUUUGGUGUUUGGUAUUAUGAUUGCUAGCAACGACGACUUUUGCAGGCGAUUGACGAAGAAGCUACCUUUCUGUUCAUACACGACUCCUGCG